Messenger RNA from Sinocyclocheilus anshuiensis, 583 nucleotides. Its product is annotated as sodium-coupled neutral amino acid transporter 3-like. The record is from RefSeq and is a predicted model, not a curated record. The annotation marks the transcript as partial. Gene Ontology annotation, biological process: amino acid transmembrane transport; histidine transport; asparagine transport. Lineage: Eukaryota; Metazoa; Chordata; Actinopteri; Cypriniformes; Cyprinidae. Gene Ontology annotation, cellular component: plasma membrane. Gene Ontology annotation, molecular function: L-glutamine transmembrane transporter activity; L-asparagine transmembrane transporter activity; L-histidine transmembrane transporter activity. The transcript has 6 exons.
AUGCAGCCUUCACCAAUUCAUUUCUCAAAGCAGUGAGAGACGUGCUUUGCUUCUAUUGUGAUCAAACCACACGAGGAGAAGAACUACAGGAACAUAAAGCAGCCGAAACACUGGAAACUUAAAGCAAGAACAUAAUUUCUCACUAUAACCGUGAAGAGCUUUGAAUCCAGGAACUCACUGACCGCAACUUGGUAUCAGACAGUUCACACGUGGGAUAUCAAAUACUUCCACUAUGGAACCGUCCAGAUCAGAAAUGAGUAUCCUGCCCAAUGGGAAAGGUCAGGACCUGGGAGAGGAAAUGUGCGUGUCGAUGAAGACUAUGAUGGAGGAAGAACAAAACGGUACCCAUCAUGGCAGGUUUGAUGAUCCUGACAGCACACUUGCUGAGAACAUUGAGUUCCUGCCCAACAGUGAGGGCAAGAAGCCACGUUUCACUGAUUUUGAGGGGAAGACCUCUUUUGGCAUGUCAGUCUUCAAUUUGGGCAAUGCCAUUAUGGGCAGUGGGAUUUUGGGAUUGGCCUACGCUAUGGCCAAUACUGGCAUACUGCUUUUCCUGUUUCUCCUCACGGCUGUAGCUGGUCUC